Messenger RNA from Dermacentor silvarum, 808 nucleotides. RefSeq lists its product as uncharacterized. Lineage: Eukaryota; Metazoa; Arthropoda; Arachnida; Ixodida; Ixodidae. The record is from RefSeq and is a predicted model, not a curated record. The transcript is spliced from 6 exons. Bases 86 to 415 code for a protein of 109 amino acids.
CAGUCGUCACGAGACCUAAGGUUCAGUCUCUAUCUUCGCUUCGUUGGAGCCGGUUAUCGCGACACGGCACCGCAGUCCCCGCACGAUGUUCACGACGCUCGCGGCUUUCCUGAUUAUCCAGGUGUGCAUGGCGUUUGGUCCUCGAGCAACGUUCCGUGCCAUUCCCGGCUCUUCCAGCCCAUUCAGGAGUGCGUGGAGUUCUCGAGCCGUCGUCCGUGUGAGACCCGGUGCCACCAGACGUCCGCCUAGCCAGCAGGGGUGUGUGGAGCUGCGUUCUCGAGCCGUCGUCCGUGGGAGUCCCGGUACCACCAGACGUCCUCCUAGCCAGCAGGAGUGUGUGGAGCUGCGUUCUCGAGCCGUCGUCCGUGGGAGUCCCGGUACCACCAGACGUCCUCCUAGCCAGCAGGCCGUCUAAGCCUCGCUCUUUGCUGCCAUUGGAGAAGAUAUUCUACUACACAAGCCGACACGCCCGCAAAGCAAUUACACCAUUGCAGAAUCGUCUGAAAGCUUGAACCAUCCGCCACACUUAAACUUCCUGCAGUUAAUUUUUGCCCGCGCUCUUUCAUCCCGCAAGGCGCCCGUGAAUCCUGACCAACAAGACUACACACACCUGGAUGGGCUGAGUAGGACCACGUCUGGUGGCACCGAGACUGACACGGGAGACCGACUCGAGGUUCCAACUCCACGUAUACCUGCAAGUUGAGGCCAAGAUGCAUGCGUAUCCCAACGUACGAAGGGCCAGAAAUGAACAGAAUUGGUUAUACAUUCUUACAUUGCUGUAAUUGUAAUCGAAUAAAACGCCACCGUA